Messenger RNA from Pelobates cultripes (western spadefoot toad), 408 nucleotides. Lineage: Eukaryota; Metazoa; Chordata; Amphibia; Anura; Pelobatidae. The record is from the annotation of a GenBank genome assembly.
AUGCUGUUCUCGCUGCGUGAGUUGGUGCAAUGGUUGGGAUUCGCCCAGUUUGAAAUUUUCAUUCAUGUUUCGUCUCUGCUCAUAUUCUCUGUGCUGGUGGCUCUCAAAGUGGACGGAGUGGCCCAGGCCCUCAGCUGGUGGAACGUGUUCAUCCCAUUGUUUGCUGCCGAUGGGCUCAGCACCUAUUUUACUACUAUAGUGACAGUGCGACUCUUCCAGGAGGACAAGCGUCAAGCCGUGCUGCGCCUCUUCUGGAUUCUCACCAUACUCAGCCUUAAAUUUGUCUUCGAGAUGCUUCUCUGUCAGAAACUAGUGGGAAACACCAAGGAGCUGUGGUACGGACUCAUCCUGUCUCCUAUAUUCAUUCUGCUUCAGCUCCUGAUGAUCCGGGCUUGCAGAGUGAACUAA